Molecule: messenger RNA, 5010 nt
Organism: Penaeus indicus
Lineage: Eukaryota; Metazoa; Arthropoda; Malacostraca; Decapoda; Penaeidae
Exons: 5
Coding region: 81-3161 (1026 amino acids)
Source: RefSeq, a predicted model, not a curated record
ACAAAAACAAACUUGAAAUUGUCUCGCUUUGCGUUUUGAAGUUUUUUUCGAAAUAUUUGGCAUUUGUAAGCGAUGUUAAAAUGGUUAACCAAGGAGAUAAGAAACAGGUACCUGCUGAUGACUAUUAUCAUGCUGAGGAAAAACUCUAUACAUCUAUUGUGGAAUCUGCUAACACAGCUAUGUCCCUCAUAAUUGACAAGUACAUUUGCCUAGCCAAUGGUUUGCCAGCCCCUGACGCAGACAUUGAGGAGUGCUUUGGCGGCAGGAACAAGAAGAAGCAGAGCCUUGUGAAGUACCUGGAGGAUCAUGAGCCCAAUGAAAUGACUUUCAGCCAAACGAGGAAGCUCUCCCCCAAGCCUCAACCUGCACUCCCUCCCAAAAGCUGCACUGAAGAAGAUAUUCAGAGGGAAGUGCAGGAAACCUUGCAAAGAAGGAAGUCCCAGCUUGGGCUGCCCGAUGACUAUGAUGUGCGAGAAGUCCAAGAUACAGAAGUUGAUUUGGAGUCUGAUAGUGAUCUUAGUGAAGUUGAAGAUGAAGAUAUCAAGGAUGUUGUUUCCAGCAAGCAAGUCAAAGGCUGGAGGAGGAAAGGGAAUAGAGCAGAAAGGAAGAAGGAAACUUUGAAAGGGGAGACUCAGACCCAGAGUCGGACUGUGAGAAGGAACCGAUUUUGCAGCUCCUUGAAUGAAGAAGUUUUGUUUAAGAAUGCUUAUAAAAAUGAUGAGGAAAGCAGGGAGAAUGUUCUAAAGGAACCUGCAGUAAAUGAGAAGACUCAGAGCCAUGUGUCGGGUGGGACUACUAGCAGCAAGACCCAUCGCACACAAAUCACGAAUGUGGAAAAGGAGAAAGAAAAGAGUACAAGUGAGCCAGAAAAAAUAUGCACGAAUGGGCCUCUUGCAUCGGUCUUGCCGGAGGAGCUUGAUCACGGGGCUCUUCUUGUCACAGAUAUGCUGGAUACAGUCUUUAUUCCACCUUUCACAUCCCAGGAAAGAGAGAAAACCUUAAUGAAAAUAGAGCAGAAAUUAGGAAAACAUGUGGUGGCCUUCCAUUUCAGCUACUUGGGUGGAAAGGACAUUGAUGCUCAGGGAGAGGAUUCCUACAGAGAUAUUAGAGAAACUACCACAUGUCUGACCAUGAAGGAUGCAGACUUGGAAACACAAACAAAACAAACAACAAAGACCUCAGGGAAGACUUCCAGAUACCAUGAAAGCGCAAAUCAGACUGAGAAAGAUACUCACAACGAAAAGGACAAAACAGUGAGGAAUAAGAAAAAGGAGAAGACAGUGCCUGCAGCAAAGGCGACUGCAUGCCACACCGUAUGUGAUCCCAAAACCUCGGAUGCUCACUCAGAUGGAAGAACACGUAAAAGAAAUGUACAAAAUACUUCAAAGGAAAAAUCUUCCGGAGAAGAGAGGGUAGAUAAUUUGCCACAAGAGAGAAGAAGGUCAAGAAGAAUAUCUGCUUUAUCCAGUCAGCUUACCGAGAAGAGCCGAGAGACACCAGAGCAACACGAGCCUCCUUCUGAGCGAGGGGAGACAACUCAUCCCUCUCCUGACACCAUUGGGAAAAAUACACAGCCAUCCUCAGAAGAUCACCAGAAAAGAAGGAGGGGUAGACCAAAGUCAAAAUCUCAUGUUGUGACUUCCUCUACAGUACCAGAAACAGACAUCAAAAUGAGAAAAAGGUCUAUUUCAGAUCAAGUGCCCAGACAGUUGAGAAAUAGCUUGGAAAACAUAUUCCAUUCUGAAGAAGAAAAGUUAGAAGAAAAGGCUAGAUAUAAAGAGCAAGAACUUGCAAUGGUGCCUAGUGUGCCUGAAUUCUUGCAGCCAUUAAAAGAAGACAUGCAAGCAGUCAAUGAAGUAGCUUCAAAAAAAAGGAAUGAUAAAAAUUUCAGUAGAGAAAAUGUUAAUGCAUGUUUAGCCAGCAGUGACAAAGAAAAUAAUCCUCUUUUUGUAAAUUCUGAAAAUAUUCCAAAUCUGACAUCUACUUCGAUAGAUAACGAAACUGAACCUCAUUUGGACUCCAAGAGGCAGAGGCCCAAAAUUCGUCGAGUGUUGCUAAGUAAUGGCCGAAUCGUUUUCAAGUACAAGAUGGAUAGUGAAAAGGAGAUUUGCUCCCAAGAUUUACCACCAGAGGGUGUGAAGAACAAUUCAGAAAUUACAAUUAAUGAAAGACAGAGAACUGGGAGUAUCCUGGGCAACAUACCUGGAAAUUUAUGGCAGCAGAAAAUGUGGCAUUCAAAGCAAGAGGAGAGUAUUAUAGCUGGUAUUGACCCUGUUAAGAAAAAACGGAAAAGCUUGUCAAUGGGUCACAAACCUAUAGGUCAUAAAGCCUCUGAUUCCAUGCUACUUAAGUGGAGUAGCAUGAUAGCAAGAAACAGCACAGUGGAACUCUCCAGCAUCGUGGAAGACAGCACAUUCUCUGUGAUCCAUCCGAUGGGGAAAAUGAAUGACAGAGCUAGAAAGCAGGAGGGAUGGGGACCCGGUGCGGUGCCAGAGCAUUCGACACAGGAGGCCAUGAGAGGAAUGCAACAGAACCCUCAAAAGUUUGCCAAACCACAGGCUUUCCCUCAUGACUCUCAGAAGGUUAACAGAAGAAAUGCAGAAGAGAGUCUCAGGGAGGCGGAACAGUCGAAGCUCCUCCAGCUCUACAAUGUCAAGAAGCCAGUGACAUCAUUGACUGACCAGAUGGAGCAAAGUUCCAGUUCUGAUGAGGAGACGACUCUCCUGACAGUGGAGAGGUCGUCAAGGGUGGUUGGGCCUUUCCACAGUUCCCUGACCACAGUCAUCAAGCUUAGGGAACAGUUUAGAGACACUUCAGAUCAGACCGUGCAGGUGAAUAGACCCACUGCAGUGAGUGCAGCUGACAGCAACUUACAAAAUGAAUCUGCUGUACGGAGAACCACGAAAAGCUUCUGGGAACUAGAUGACAGUGACGACUCUCUGCCGAGUGAGACAUUCAAAGCUCCGUCCUGCCCAAAGCCACAGGGCCCUAAGAGAGAGCACAAGCAGAUCACUUCUAUGGAACAGUCAAGUCAUGCCUACAGCAUCUUGGGGAACGUUAAGUGGCACAAAAGAAAGGACGAGAAAAAGCUUGAUAGUAAAAAGCCUCGAUUACUGUUGGCAAACAGUUCACUGCGGAUGGGCAAAGACCACAUGAAGUAGAGGAAGUGAGAUCUUCAUCUGCUGUUGUUUUUAAGAGGAAAAUUUUUACAAGGAAGUGACAAUAAUACACUGUUCAGUUAACAUAUUGUUUAUGUUGGUACAUGGAAUUUUUGCAUUUUAAAGUAGGUGAAGAUUAUUUUUUGAACUAUUGUAGCAAGCACCUGAUAGACAAAACAUGAUGAAAUAUGAAGGCUUUAAUAUAUAGUUUCUUGUAAAUAGCAAUGAAAAUUAAGGUAAUUGAGUUAUGUACUUUUUUUUUCUUUUCCCUUGGGUAUUUUGAUACAGGGUAAAAUUAUAUAUAUGUACAAAAUUCAGAUUCCUUAAUAAUUUUAUCCAUUUGGAUGUAAAAAGGAAAAAUAAAUGAACUAGGAAAAAGGUUUCAUAUUUUGUAAAUCAUGUUAUAAUUUUGUGGCAUUUACAAGAAAAAAGAAUUAACUAUAUUUUUCAUGAGGUUUAUUAGGAUUGAAUUUCAAAUUCUUUAGUCAGUGUAUGUCAAAAUAUAUAUAUUUUUUUAUAACCAUGUUAUUUCAGUUAGUCCUUUCUUUAAAAAAAAUAGAUCCUCCUGUAUGCAGAAGGAUUCAAGAUUUAGAUAUAUCAAUUCUCCACUGAACUUCCAUUUAGUGAAAGAUUCUCUGCAUAUAUGUUGGUAGUCCCUUGCAAUGCUUAAUGUUUUAUUUGUAAAUAGUGAAAUUUCAUAUUAGAAUAACAAUAGAGAGUACACCAGAUACAUAAUCUUAAACUUGGGCACUCACUGACUACGCAUACAUGUGCUAUACUUAAUAUAAUGUAUGUAAUGUACUACUAUACAGCUAGCUGUGUGAUCACUUUUAUACAUGAGAGACAAAAUAUGCCUACGUGUGUUGCACAGAUAAGUAAUAUUUUCAAAAGAAAAUGGAACAGAAGUGAUUCUGCAACAGCUCUUGAAGAGAUGUGCAAUAUACUGUUUACGAAUUGAAAUAUGGAUGCAUAUAAUGUAAACUAUUUAUUUAAAUGUAGGGAAAGUUGAACUUGAUAUAAGGAUGGAAAGUAUCACUGCCCUAUGUGUGUCUGGGAGGACGGAUUUGCAUAUAUUUGCGAGAAUAUCCUUUAGUAAAUUCAUGACAUGAACUAACUGUAGUACAUAUCAGUAUGAAUCACUGUUGCUCUAAGGAAUUUUUUUAAACAUUAACAUUGUCAAGUGAUAAGUUCUGUCUUUUAUAUAGAUGUUCAUUGCCAUAAUUUUGGCAUUCACUGAAUAAUCUGACAACACUGAAAGGAAGUUGUAUAAAGUAGUAUUAACGUUUACUGACAUAUUAUCUACAGCUUGUAAAUAGUGCUGUGUAAAAAUAUUUAGCUUUUUCAUAAAAUGUAUAUAUUUAGGUAAGAUUUUUUUUUUCUUCUUUUGUAAUUUGAUAAUAAUGCAGUUAGAAGGUUUCUAUGGAAGUUUUCAUAAACCAUGGUGUAGUAAAUAUAACCCAUAUCCCUGUUUAAGAUGACAGAUGUAUAAGAAAUAUGAAUGAGGAUGAAUAAUUCGAGAACAAAGGAUAUGUAAUUAGUGUUUCUAUGGUACGUCUUUGUCAGAUUAAUGUGAUUCUGAUGGAGAUGUAAUUGUUACAAUUAUUUGCAGUGCUGUUUUCACUUGGCCAUAAUUUUUGAUACAAGUAGUAUGAAUUUCAGUUUCCUUCUCACACGUAUAUGACCAUUUUGAUGGGCACAUUACGAUUAAAAUCACCAUUUUGCAUAUGGGAAUGUUAAUCCUUUGAGUGACUUGGUAAUGUUUUAGUCGGUGGGAAAGUUUACUUUUUAUUUUGUAUUUUAUCUUCUGGAAGGUAUUUAAUACUUUUGUCAAUAAAAUGUUAUAUUACCUGUG